Molecule: messenger RNA, 713 nt
Organism: Manduca sexta (tobacco hornworm)
Lineage: Eukaryota; Metazoa; Arthropoda; Insecta; Lepidoptera; Sphingidae
Product: C-module-binding factor A
Exons: 2
Coding region: 56-631 (191 amino acids)
Source: RefSeq, a predicted model, not a curated record
GUCGGCGCGAGAUUAUUCACCUAGAUACGAUUGAGAGAUAAGUUCAAGUACAGACAUGAAUUUCCUGAUUAUUUGUCCGAUUUUAGUAUUCGUUUUACUUAGUUUUGAGACUCCUGAAGUCACAUCACAGGCCGUCAUUCCAGGAUAUGGAGCACCAAUAGCUUACUCCAGUAAUAAAAAUGAUGACGACAUCGGCAUUAUUUUAGCAAUUCUUCUUUUAGCUGCAAGAGGGAGAGGCUUCGGCUGUGGCUGCGGUUGCUGCAACUGUUGCAAUUGUAACAAUAACAGUAAAAGUAUUCCAGUUCCUUUUCCUAUACCCAUCCCUACCAACAAUCCGAUAAUCAGGAGAUACCAGCCUGACAACGAGGAUAAUGAUGAUGGGAAAGCCAGUGAGACAUCAGCAGGAGGCGGCGGGGGAGGAGGAGGGGGUUCAGCAAAAACUAAAUCAGAACAAGUUAUAAAUGUUAUAACAGAUACAGAUGAGAACACAAACACUAAUGCCAAUGCACAUAAUAAGAAUAACAAUAAGAAUACUUCUCACAAUAAAUCUGGUUCUAGUGCUAGUAGUGCUAGUAGUGCUAGCAGUGCAAGCAGUAGCAGUGCUGCAAGCGGGAGAGGUAGAAGGCAAUGAAAAAGAUGAAUGUGAUACGGGUUGUUAUGGUUCCUAAUAGAAACUUUGUUAAUAUGGUUAUAAUUAAAGAUGUUGUAAUAUA